Molecule: messenger RNA, 493 nt
Organism: Lactuca saligna
Lineage: Eukaryota; Viridiplantae; Streptophyta; Magnoliopsida; Asterales; Asteraceae
Source: the annotation of a GenBank genome assembly
AUGGGAGGUGUGGGGAAAACCACAAUGACGGAACACUUGAAAAAAGCUACAGAAGAUAAGAAAAUGUUUGAUUGGAUUGUGAAGGCGGUUAUUGGACAAAAGAUUAACAUGUUAUCUAUUCAGCAAGCUGUAGCAGAAUACAUGGGUCAACCUCUAAUAGAAAUGAGUAUAACAGCAAGGGCUGAUCGUCUUCGUAUAAGUCUACCAAAGUUGACUGCUCUUUGCAACACUGCUAGUGUAAUUGAGCUACCACAGCUAGUGGAGCUGAUACUUGAUGGCCUUCCUGACUUCACUAGCAUUUAUCCUGAGAAAACAUCUGCAACAUCUUCUAUGUCCAAUAAUAUCUCUGCAAUUCAACUUAUCUUUAACAGAGAUGCUGAUUCCUAAUGUGGAGAUAUUGUUAAUUGGGAAAAUGAAUAAGCUGAAAGAGAUAUGGCCUUAUCAACUUAGUAGUAGUGACGAAGUUGAUACUUGCAUUUUUAGAAAGAUUGAA